Pieris rapae (cabbage white) is the source of this 1513-nucleotide messenger RNA. RefSeq lists its product as uncharacterized. Lineage: Eukaryota; Metazoa; Arthropoda; Insecta; Lepidoptera; Pieridae. The record is from RefSeq and is a predicted model, not a curated record. Gene Ontology annotation, molecular function: protein binding. The transcript has 8 exons. The coding region runs from base 1 to 1491 and encodes 496 amino acids.
AUGGCUUCAAGUCUUUUUAAUAUAUCGAGGUACAGUCGUUUUAACUUAUCCGAAAGUGAGUCUGAUAUUGAAGUUUUUGUUAAAGAAUAUGGAUACCGCAUAAAACGCCAACUCGCGAAUGAACUUGAAGGUUACCGGUCACAGUUUCCUUCUUUUGUCGAAAGAAAAGUGAAGGCUGAGGAAUUACCUUGGGUCGAAGAAAAUUUUGAACGAUUUUUUAAAGACUCGCCAAAUGAGUGGCUCCGGAACGUACAUUAUCUUUCAGAGUUUGGAUUUAUAACUUCCAUGAUCUACACACAAGAUGGAGAAUUUCUUCUUGUUGGACAUUCGUCGGGACUAGUUCAGAUGCGACAUGGCAGCACUGGCGUGGUUCUUUGUACACUUCGAAACAUCCAAUUUCCGCCGAAACCAAUUUACGCUCUUGAAUACAGCCGCUUCGAAGAACGUGUUUGCUAUGCUGCGUGCACAGAUGGCGCUGUAUACAGGAUUGAUAUACCCAACUUAGUCGCAUCUACAGAGGAUCCACCGCAGUAUUGUAUACGGGCUGACCCAGCACUGGAGUACCUAAACACUCAAUACUAUGGCGCACCGGGAAUCUCCUCAGCUGCCACACCUUUUAUUACACAUCGGUCGGCAGCGUUGUCGCUCGGUCUCAGUGCUGACGAGGCGAAAUUCAUUGUCGGUUACGCGGACUCAUCAAUAAAAGUGUACGACAUCGAGACUCAAGAGGUGGAAACAACGUACAAAGUGCAUAAGCUUCGACUUCAAUUCAUUCCCAAAAAGUUGCAGCGUAUGCACGCGGGACAGGUAUGCGCCUUACGCUGCCACGACGAAAGACCUCGGGUAUUCGCUAGUGCAGCUUGGGACAACACUUUAAGGGUGUGGGACACCAGAUGCCCCGUGGGUUGUGUCGCUACCUUCGAAGGAGUCGACGUCUGCAGCGAUAGCAUUGAUAUAAAUAGGGACCAUUGUGUAGCUGGAAGCUGGCUACCCACGGAAGCCUUAACGGUCUGGGAUAUAGUGGCCAGAAAGCGGCUGAAUAUCAUCCGGGUACAGAACCGGAGACCAAAUGUCGAUGGAGAAUUUCUCUAUGCGUGUCGAUAUUGGAGAUCUUCAGAGUACAAUCGAAAAGGCAAAUACGCAAUAAUUGGCGGCAGCGGAACCAACUGCGUGGAAGUGAUCAACCUUCACAACCGAUUCAUUGCUUGUUCCUACCCUGCAUCCGGUACAGUUCUCGCCAUAACAAGUCACAAGGAACGCAUAGCUUUCGGAGGGACCGCACCCGUCCUCAGCAUUGUCUCCUUCCACGACCCCAAGCAUGAGAAAUACCGUGAAGUGGAGCCGGACUAUGAAUUCACUAAGGGCGAAAGGUACUUUUCUGACAGCAGUUCGGAAAUAUCACCAAAUCAAGAUGUUACGAAGUUAGCGAAGGCUUCGUCGAUCAGUGCGCCUGCAACGGCUGUCAAGUCUUCUGUCAGUCAAAAGCUGUGAAGUGAAUUCAUUGAAUAAAAUA